CAAAUCUACAACUACAACUGCAAAGGCGAACCCCCUCAUCGAGACAGCGCGGGAGACUACACGCCCACGCCUCGACGACACUCUCGCCCAACAUGGCCGAGCCACCACAGAAGCGGUUCCGGUACGCCACCUACACCGAGAAGCUGAACAACAUCUCGGUCGAUGUCGGCAAGCGUAAGGGCCUUUCGUGGGAGAAGGAGGAGUUUGGAGAGGAUGAGCAGAGCAAAACGCCGUUCACCGUCGAGCUCGCCCGCCUCGAGCUGCACGACCUCACCCUCCCGUACCAGGAGCUCUCGCGCGCACUCGCCCCGCUCACGCCCACGCUCCCGAUGACGCUGCACAACCUCAGCGCCAUCUUCGACAUCUUCUUCGCCUUCUUUGCCAAGCUCAAGGACGGCGAGGACCAUGUCAACUCGGGCCUCGACUCGGCCCUCUCCCUCCUCCAGGCGCUGUACGAGACUGUCCUCGGGGAGGCGGUUCCAUUCGCUCCUGAAACAGCCAAGCAUAUCACGAGGGUAGGCGCGCUGCGAGCCCUCGAGCCCAAGCUCGUCGAGCGCGCAUACUCGACCCUCUCGCUCGUGCUCCGUGUCCUCGCGCCGAACCUCCUCAAGCUCGGCGGCGAGGCGACCCUCCGCGCGACGUGGGCCGCCGUGACUCCCUACCUCCGCCCUCACGAGAACAAGGCGUACGUCCGCAAGUGUAUUGCCGAUGCCUGGGCGGGUGUGCUUCGCAAGGCGCGUGGCGAGGCCCUCCAGCGCCUGAUGCGCGUCCUGCUCGAGGAGGACACCGAGGGCAUGGAGGCCGUGUGGGCCAACAGCAUGAAGGGAACCAGCCAGCACCUGCACUCUCGGGCGCUCCCGAUCUUCACCGCCCUUCUCGACGAGCUCAUUCUGAGCCCAACAGAGGAGCACACCGCUACCCUCAGGCACGUGUCUACCGCACUGGUGCACCACUGCUCGUCCAGCGCCACGGAGCCACUCGUUGAGGCUGUCUUGGCGCGCCUGGCCAGCGGGGCGGCAGCUUCGUCGUCAAAGUCGACGAUCGACUACGCCACGUCUACUGCUAUGCUUGACAUUCUCUGCGCAUUCCUCAUGACUCGCAAGGGCAAGCGCUUCCCUUCGGCUCAGCUCAAGCCAACCAUGAUCAAGCUCCAGGGUCUCAUCCCCCAGGUCAAGGCUUCUGUCGAAAAGUCGUCAUCAGAAGAGCUGGCGGCCAAGUGGCGCCGCGCCGUCGUCUCGGCAAUCGUGGGCAGCCUGAAUGCAGGCCACCUGGCCGAGUGGCUCAGCCCCGGCGUCUCCCUCAUUGAGGCCCUGUGGUCGGCCCUUCCCACCCCCGAGGCCUUCGCCUUUGUCAACAUGUCCAUCGCGUUCAAGUGGGCUGGUAUCGAGCAGUUCCUGCUUGCUCACAUCUCCCACACGGCCCUCACUGGACUCUCGACGGAUCCCCUCCCAACCCUGGUGCUGCUCAACAACCUCGCCAGCGCAGGCUUCCUCUCGGGCGGCCUGUCAAAUGUCCAGGGUGGACGAUGGCGCCAGGCUCUGGUGACCAACCUCGCCAAGCUCCUGAAGAGCGUCCGCGACGGCGACCUUGAACUUGCCGACCGCCGCAUCCUGGGUCAGAUCCUCCGCCUCAUCCCCUCCCUCGCUGGCGAGAGCCAGCACUUCAUUGACCACCUGAUGGCGAUCCUUGACCGGCUGAACGUCGCUGCCUCAGACUCGGAUGCAGAGGGCAACUGGGAAAAGGCUGGUAUGUGGAACGACGCCCACGUCGUCGGUCGUAUCCUGAGCAGUGUCUACGACCUCGUCCUCCGUGGCCCUACCGCCGUCAAGGACAAGUUCAAGACCUACUGGACCUCAAACCACUUGCCAAACGUCCUUGUGGCGAGGUAUCACUGGAACCGGGAGAUUCUGGAGCAGACGGCUGCGUUUGUUGAGCACUGGCCGGAAGUGGCACGGUUGGAAAACGCCAACGUCGAGCGUCUCCGUCUCAACAUCCUGUCUGCCGACUCGUCACUUCGACUGUCGUCUCUCAAGAUUCUGGUCACGGAUGCUCGCGACAAAUCGAAGGAUGUGGAAGCCAUCUGGCAGGCGUGUCUUGCCGUCGAGUCAGCGGAAAUGUCGCUCAAGAACGUUCGUGAUCGCACAACGCAGAUCGCUCGCCUGAGCAGGCAUCUCUCAUCCCUCUCUGGUGACCUCGAAGAGAGUAUCGCUGCCACGGUCAAUUCGUCGAUCUCGUACCUGGUUGCACAGCUCAAGGUCAACUUCCGCCCCCUCUGGAGCGAAGCGGUCACCGCCUUGACCGCUCAGGUGCCCGCGCACGGAAACACCAUCUGGACGAUCAUCUGGGAGGAGCUACAGAAGACAAUCACUGCCACCAAGGCCGUUGUGCCAGACCUGGGCGUCGAGUACCCCGAGUGGACGACACAGCGGGUCGAGGCCGAGGAGGAGGAGGAGGCGGGCGAGGAGGAUGUCGAGUUCAGGUGCACCGCCCUUGCCAAGGGCCGCGCCAACGUCUCCAAGGCGUGGCAGCAGAACGACGAUGUUGCUCCCUUGGACGUUGCAGAGAUCUCGAUUCAAAUCUCGCACGAUCGCCUCGACGUUCUGAGCUACGAGUCGCAGCUCCUCGCUACGCUAACAGCCAACCCGUCCCUGGCGGAGAAGCACACUCGUUCCAUUGUUCCCGUGGUCCUGGCCAUUGCCGGCGCCUCUGCCGACGAGGCGACCGUUGAGCUCGCCCACCUCUCCACUCGCCAGCUGCAGGGACGUACCACCAACUUCCUGGAGCUCUUGGUCAAGUUUGUCAACCCCAAGGCGGCUUACCGCUCAGCUGAGCUCCACGCUCUCUACCUCAACCUCCUGUCCAAGGGCGAGCCAAAGGUCCAGGGCGUGGCACUGCGAUGCUUGUUGACCUACAAGUCGCCCAAUCUCGUCCCCUACAAGGACCGUCUGAGCAAGCUCCUCGAUGAGACCCAGUUCCGCGACGAGCUCACUCACUUCGACCUUGCGACCGACAGCGAGGUGGUCGAGCCCAAGCACCGCCCCGAGCUCCUCUCGGUCGUCAUUCGCCUCCUGUACGGCAUCAUGAUGUCGCGCCGUGCUCGCAGCGCCACUGCCCAGGGCCAGGGAGCACGCAAGCAGGCCGUCUUGACUGCCCUCAGUGGCGUGUCGUCCGACGAGCUCAAGACGCUCAUUGACCUCAUGCUGGAUCCCUUCGGCGGCUUUGAGGACGUCAGCCCCGCGGACCUCGAAUUUGCGUCUAUUGUCGCUCCCGGUCGUCAGCAGCUCGGUUUCUUGACUUUCCAGCACGACGUGCUGAGGUACCUCGCCCCUCAGACUGUCGCCCACUGGCCUCGUCUCAUCGGCGCGACUGUUGUUCUGGUCAACCAGGCGCAGCGCGAGAUUGAUCAGGAGCAGGAGACAAUUGAGGACGAGGCCGAUGCGGACGACGAGGAGAUUGAGCCCGAGGACAAGGGUGCCGCUCCUCUUCGCACCAUCCGCUCCACUGGUCUCAAGCGUCUCGUCCAGUUCCUCCGCUCCCGCGCCGUCGAGUUUGACUUCAAGCCCUUCCUUCCUGUAUUCUUCAAGACGGCCAUCUCGCCUCGUCUCGCCAAGCUCGAGGUGGAGAACACGCAGGCGCCGUCGGGUACACUGGACCUGAUCGCCGGCCUCGCCGCCUCCCCUGAGACCUCGUUCAGCUUGGUCGAGUACGACGACCGCACCCUGCCCAAGACGUUUGCGUGCAUGACCGCCGUCAAGGUCAAGCCCGCAGUCAUCGGCCGUGUGUUUGACGUUGUCGAGUCGCUCCUCAUCGACGACGAAGACGAGGUCAUCCAGAAUGUCCUCAUCCCCAACAUUCGCUCGCUGAUCGACAACAUUAUUGGCCUGGUGCAGUCGCUCAAGGCGGCCGCCAACGAGGACAUUAUGCGUCGUCUCCUUGGCAUCCUCUCGCGGUUGUCGGCGGUCGUUAGUGAUGGCCAGCAGGCGCAGCAGCUCGCUGCCCUCCUGGGCCCAAUGCUCCGCCAGCCAGGCAAGCAGGUUAACGAGAAGGCCAAGGUCAACAUCCUCGUCACCCUCCAGCGCCUAUACGCCAUCUCGCCCGACUUCAAGGAGCCGUCGUCUACGUUCUUCUCGCAGAGCUACGAACUGAUCAGCAACCUACUGCAAACUCUCCACCUGCCCACGUCUCGCCGCGCGCUCAUCGCCGCCCUCGAGACGUUUGGUGAGGCGGACAGCUCGCUGGCUCCGACCAUCGAGAUCGUCGCCAACCUGAAUGCUUACCGCGUGAAGCGCAUGGACGAGCCCGACUUUGACCGUCGUCUCGAGGCUUUUGGCAAGCUCAACGACCUGGCAGAGGAGGAGCUGCCGCAGACGGCCCGCGAGUGGCUGCCCAUCCUCCGCAGUGCUCUCCACUUUAUCCAGGACGCUGAGGAGCUGUCUAUCCGCACGAACGCCAGCUCUGUUCUUCAGCGCUUUGUCACCCUUGUCGGUGGAGCCGAGUCUGGGCUCCUGGUCGAUCAGCUCCAGUUCGUCCUCCUCCCGGCCCUCCGCCGAUGCCUCUUGUCCAAGCAGGAGCUCGUCCGUAACGAGGUCCUCCUCGUCUUCUCCAAGGCGAUCAAGGAGUGCACUGGCGUGCCUGCGCUCGCCGAGCUCCAGCCACUCCUCGGUGACGAGGACGAGACCAACAUCUUCGUCAACCUCGGCCACAUCCAGGUGCACCGUCGCGCGCGUGCCAUCCGCCGUCUGCGGGAUGUCGUCGUGGAGAGCGGUAUUCGGGAGGCUACGAUCGCCAACGUGUUCCUCCCCAUUCUGGAGCACAUCAUCGCCGGCUCGACAGAGGUCACCGAUCACCACCUCGUUAACGAGUCGAUCACCACCAUCGGAGUGCUUGCUGGCCGCCUCGGCUGGUCAAAGUACAACGCCCUGGUGAUGCGCUACCUACGCAUGGGUACACCGAAGAGCGCACAGCAAAAGUUCUACAUCCGUUGCGUUUCGGCCCUCAUUGACAACUUUGCGUUCGACCUGCGCAGCGAUGCCAAGGUUGGCGCGGACGAGUCGGAAGCUGUCGACGAGGCCACACCCGAGGACGAGGCAGCCCCCGCCGCCGACGCUCCAGAAGCACCUGUCGCGGCUUCUGCUCGUAUCACCGAGGUUGUCCUUGCCCGCCUGCUCCCUGCCCUGUCUCACUUCAUCGCAAAGAAGCACGACGAGACUGCUGAUGAGGCGGUGCGCAUCCCCGUCGCCGUCGGUAUUGUCAAGCUCGCGUCUGCUCUGCCCGAGGAGUCUUCUGCAAACGAGAUCCUGCGCGUCGUCACUACGGUCAGCCAGAUCCUCCGCAGCAAGGACCAGGACACGCGUGACAUUGCGCGCGACACCAUCGGCAAGAUUGCCGUGUACCUCGGGCCUGAGUGGCUCGGCAAGGUGCUCGCCGAGCUCCGUACUGCCCUUCAGCGUGGUCCCCAGAAGCACGUCCUCGCGGUCACGACGCACUCGAUCCUGCACCUCGCAACUACAGAGGCUGCCGACCGCUUCAGCAACCUCGACCAGGCUGUCGGAGAUGCCGUCUCAGUGUCGGCCGAGGUCAUCUGGGGAGAAUCCGGACAGGACGUCGCUACAGAGGGCUUCAAGACCAAGAUGCGUGAAGUCCGUGGCGCCCUGUCCCGCGGUAACGACACCUUCCAGCUCGUCUCGCGCCUUGUCUCGCCCUCCAAGAUUGGCGCGAUUCUCGCUCCCGUCCGUGAGGUCAUGCACGUCUCGCAGGCGGUCAAGACCAUGCUUCAGGUCGACGAGGUCCUUCGCCGCAUCGCGCUCGGCCUGAACGCCAACGCUCUCAUCAACCCCACAGACAUUCUCAAUCUGUCCUACUCGCUCAUCAACGGCAACUCACAGUUCCUCCGUGCGAAGAAGAAGGAGGCCAAGUCUGCCAAGCCGGCCGACCGUUUCCAGGUCCAGAUGAAGCGCAAGGAGAAGGAGGACGAGGACCUGUACCCGCAGAACGCGUACAAGUUUGUGUCCUUUGGGCUCGAGCUGUUCAUCACCGCCUUCCGCCGGGGCAAGUUUGACUUUGCGGACGUGGACAUUCUUUCACGUCUCGGCCCGCUUGUCAACGCGAUUGGAAACACGCUGUACUCGACCAACUCGGCAAUCCUGGUGCUCGGCCUCAAGGCUACGGCUGCGAUUGCCAAGUGCCCGAUCCCUCAGGUCGACGAGGCGUUGCCUGCGUUUGUCACCAACAUCUUCAGGAUGAUCAAGAAUGCUGGCGGUACUGCAGAGUCCGAGGUCGCCCAGACCGCUCUCAAGACCCUUGCCGUCCUCAUUCGUGACUGCAAGGCCUCGCAGGUCUCGGACACACAGCUCCGCUACCUCAUUGAAGUCGUCAACCCCGAUCUCGAGGACCACGACCGCCAGAGCUGCAUCUUCACUGUUCUCCGUGCCGUCGUGUCCCGUCGCUUCGUCGUGCCCGAGAUCUACGACGUCAUGGACCGCGUCUCGUCCAUCAUGGUCACCAGCCAGUCGACCCACGUCCAGGAGCUCUGCCGCGGUCUGCUGAUGCAGUUCCUGCUCGACUACCCGCAGGGCCAGGGCCGCCUCAAGUCGCAGAUGACCUUCCUUGCACGCAACCUCGACUAUGUUUUCGAGUCUGGACGCAUCUCCGUCAUGGAGGUUCUCUCCGCCGUCUUUGGCAAGUUCUCGGGCGAGCUCAUUGCCGAGUACGCCGACAUGUUCUUCGUCGCGCUGGUUGCUGUUCUCGCCAACGACGACAGCGAAAAGUGCCGCAACAUGGCUGGUGUGCUCUUGCAGCAGCUCUUUGGCUCGCUUGAGGAGGACCACCAGAAGCGUCUUCUCCAAGUCCUCAAGGCUUGGGUCGAUGCCCGCAACGACAACCCCGCCCUGGCAGCUGCCUCGCUCGCAGUCUACGGCCUGUUGUGCGAGAGCGACGAGGUCGAGACCAGUGUCUUCGCAGAGCUCCCUACUGUUGUGCUUCCCGUCAUCCGCAGCAGCGCCCGUGCGCUUGCGCGUGCCGAGGCGUCCGACGACGAGGUCGCGCUCGAACACUCGCUUCCUCAGCAGGCGCUCAACGUCAUCGCCAAGGCUCUCAAGGCCAACGGUGAGCUGGCCAAAUCGAUCCCAUGGACCGACAUUGUGGCACACCUCCUCUUCCCGCACGAGUGGGUGCGCUUCGGUGCUGCCCGCGCUCUUGCUGUCCUCUUUGCCGGCGAGGAGGCGUUCACUAUUCUUGACGCCGACCUCUUGCUCGACAUUGCGCGCAAGAGCUGUAUCCUCUUCGGUGGCUCCAAGUCGGCCGACGGCGAGGACGUGGUCAUUGACGCCAAGCUCGCCGACCAGCUGGUCAAGCUGCUCUGGAACAUUGCCAAGCACUGGGCCAAGUCGGAGGAGAACGGCUGGACAGUGGACGGCGAGGAGGUCGAGGGCCAGGAGGAGGAGGAGACCGAAGAGACCGAGGAGAAGUCGGCAUCGCGCCCGCUCGCGUGGCUCAUGUCGCGUCUGUCGUUCCUCGCCCGCCGCCUCAUCAUCAGCCGCCCCGCGUCCAACGACACGCUGCCGGGCCAGCCACUGGCGUGGACGGGACCCGUCAUGUCGAUCUUGCGAUGCUAUGCGGGCAUCUACGAGGCGCUCAACAAGCGCCAGGCGCGUGGCUUCCUCAUCCACAUCCUCAGCCCGAUCUACCGCAUCCUCGACGACGAAGGCGACCUCGCCGGCCUGGACGGCGCAGGCGGUAUCGAGGAGCUGCGUCAGCUCGCGACCGAGGUCCGCGACUUUGUGCAGAACAAGGUCGGCGCGACCAACUUCUCCAAGACGUGGGAGAAGAUCCGCCGCCACGUCAGCGAGAAGCGCCAGGUGCGCCGCGAGGCCCGCAGCCGUAUGGCCGUCGCCGACCCCAAGGCUUGGGCCGCGCGCCAGGAGCGCCGUGGCGAGAAGAAGAAGGAGUCGAAGAAGCGCAAGGUCCACGCGCACAUGGACCACAAGAAUGCGCGUCAGAGGCGGGGAUGAGGGGGGGCGUUAGUAGCACUCUGGUUAAUUUUUUUGGUUUUUAUACCCAGCAUUCGGCCCAUACCAUACGACCCGGUGUUAGAGAUG
Molecule: messenger RNA, 8096 nt
Organism: Vanrija pseudolonga
Lineage: Eukaryota; Fungi; Basidiomycota; Tremellomycetes; Trichosporonales; Trichosporonaceae
Gene: utp20
Product: U3 small nucleolar RNA-associated protein 20
Exons: 4
Coding region: 93-8009 (2638 amino acids)
Cellular component (GO): 90S preribosome; small-subunit processome; nucleolus
Source: RefSeq, a predicted model, not a curated record